CUCAACAUUCAGCAGGAGGUUCCAACAUGGACGCACUGAUCCUGAUCGCUCUCUGCCUCACACUCAGAUCCACAGACUCGUCUGAUCCCUCCAUUGGUCCUCCACCCUUCACUGAAGACUCAGAUCUCACAGAGACCAUACACACAGGAGAUGGGCCCAGGUCCACAACCAGAGUCCAUCCAUCACCAAGAACCUCCACCUUGGGACUUCAACCCUCGAUACCCAACUCCACCUCAGAACUACAACCACUGAUACCCACUUCAGCCACCGAAGUACAUCUGCCCAUACCGAACUCCACCUCCAGACUCCAUCCAUCGCCAAAAGCCUCCACCUUGGGACUUCAACCAUCAACACAGGAAUCCACCUCCAGACUCCACCCAUCAAUACCUGACUCAACCUCUGCACUGCACCUGUCAACAAGAGCCUCCACCUCAAGACCCCACCAAUCAAUACCCAGCUCUACCUCGGAAUUCCACCAAUCAGCAUCAGAAUCUACCUUAGGGCUCCACCCAUCAACACCUGACGUAGUAUCACCAAACCUGAACGGCGUCAGCAGAGCUCCACCCUCCUUACUCUCUGAGGCGCCAUCAGAGAGCAGCCAUGUUGUCUCCUCCACCCAGACCUCCACCAUAGUUGACCAAUCAGAGAGGACAACCAGGACUGAGGAAGCAUCAAGCUCCUCCUCCACAUCCUCAAACACAGGUGGAGUUUACAGGACACCGUUAACACCUACUGCUGAGCCCACCUCCAUCCCAGUGACACCCACAGAUCCUCCAUCCACGCCUCAGACUCCACCUCUGACUGCAGAAACAUCCCAGUACGCCUCCUCCACCCAGGCUACAGAACACUCCUCCUACACCGCCGUCAGUGAGGCGGCAUCUACUUCUCCGUCAGCCGAGGAGACUUUUACAGGAGGAGUCAACACCUCCUCCUCCACAGCCCUAACCACUGCUCAGAUAAACAAAAUCACACCCUCUACACCUGUGAAAAACACAACCACACCUUCUACACCUGUGAAAAACACAACCACACCUUCUACACCUGUGAAAAACACAACCACACCCUCUACACCUGUGAAAAACACAACCACACCUUCUACACCUGUGAAAAACACAACCACACCUUCUACACCUGUGAAAAACACAACUACACCUUCUACACCUGUGAAAAACACAACUACACCUUCUACACCUGUGAAAAACACAACUACGCCUUCUACACCUGUGAAAAACACAACCACACCUUCUACACCAGCUUCACCCACUGAGAUAAGAACCAAAACAACCACAGCUGUAGGGACCAACCCUGCUCCAAUGACAGUCAUGGUGGCUGUCCCCACCUCUACAGCUCCAACUACUGGUCGGAUAAACUCAACCACUCCAACAUCAUCCAUCAAUCCUACAACUACUCCUACUAAAGUACAUCCACCCACUGAACCUAGAACCAAAACAACCACAGACCUGGAGACCAAACCUGCUCCGACAGCCCCACCAGGAAUUCAGACAAACACAACUACACCUGCACCAUCUAUCACACCAACAACCAGACCGACUGCUUUACCAUCAGCCUCUGAUACAGAAGCCAAAACAACCUCAGUAUUUGCCUCCGCCCCCGCUCCAACCACAACUAACCGUGCUCCAACCACAACUAACCGUGCUCCAACCACGACCAACCCCACUCAAACCACAACUAACCGUGCUCCAACCACAACUAACCGUGCUCCAACCACGACCAACCCCACUCCAACCACAACUAACCGUGCUCCAACCACAACUAACCGUGCUCCAACCACGACCAACCCCACUCCAACCACAACUAACCGUGCUCCAACCACGACCAACCCCACUCCAACCACAACUAACCGUGCUCCAACCACAACUAACCGUGCUCCAACCACGACCAACCCCGCUCCAACCACAACUAACCGUGCUCCAACCACAACUAACCGUGCUCCAACCACGACCAACCCCGCUCCAACCACAACUAACCCGGCUCCAACCACAACUAACCCCGCUCCAACCACAACUAACCCCGCUCCAACCACAACUAACCGUGCUCCAACCACAACUAACCCCGCUCCAACCACAACUAACCCCGCUCCAACCACAACUAACCCCUCUCCAAUCACAACUAACCGUGCUCCAACCACGACUAACCCCACUCCAACCACGACUAACCAUGCUCCAACCACAACUAACCCGGCUCCAACCACAACUAACCGUGCUCCAACCACGACUAACCCCACUCCAACCACGACUAACCAUGCUCCAACCACGACUAACCCCACUCCAACCACGACUAACCAUGCUCCAACCACGACCAACCCCGCUCCGACCAUGAAAAACCCCGCUCCAACCACAACAAUCCCCACUCCAACCACGACCAUCCCCGCUCUAACCACGACCAACCCCAUUCCAACCACGACCAUCCCCGUUCCAACCACGACCAUCCCCGCUCUAACCAUGACCAACCCCGUUCCAACCACGACCAUCCCCGCUCUAACCACGACCAACCCCAUUCCAACCACGACCAUCCCUGUUCCAACCACGACCAUCCCCGCUCUAACCAUGACCAACCCCGUUCCAACCACGACCAUCCCCGCUCUAACCACGACCAACCCCAUUCCAACCACGACCAUCCCUGUUCCAACCACGACCAUCCCUGCUCCAACCACAAUGGUUCCUGCUCUAAACACCACUGUAACAACAACCAUCCAAGCCUCCAUCAGUACAUCACCACCUGCAGCUACUACCACCAGAACAACCUCAACUGCUCCCCCAGAUACCACCUCACCUGAAGCCUCCACCACAGCUGUGCGAUCCACUGCAUCUCCUCGCUGCUCCAUGAACAUCACAGAGACCAGCUCGAGCUCAGAGUCAGCCGUGGUCAGGUUCAGUACCGCCGCGCUCUCCUGUAACUUCACCAUGCUCACUGAUGACCCCAAUACUGGCCCCGCCCACUGUGACCACACCCAACAUGAACCCGAUGUAGAGUCCAAGACAGAGUUCAGGUGUCUGAUCUCUGGUCUGAUACCUGGGAGGAUCCACAGAAUCACAGUGAUGGCGAGGAAGGACGGAGAGAUGAGCAGCGUGACCAUACGAACAGCUCCAUCAUCCGUCCUUGGCCUGCAGGUGGCGUCCUCCUCUCACAGUCUGGGCGUGUCCUGGCGAGACGGUCCUGGCAGAGUGGAGCGGUUCAGGAUUCUGCUGAUGGAUCAGGGCGGCGUUCUGCUGAAGAACAUCACCGUCCCAAAGACAAAGAGGUGGGCUCAGCUGGACCAUCUGCUGCCUGGGACCUCGUACAACGUCACCGUGGUUACGGAGGCGGUGGGCCUGCAGAGCUCCACCUCCACACAGGCUGUCACAGUCCCUAUGGCUGUCACUCAGCUGACCCUCGACCACGGUGACAGCUCACACAGUCUGCAGGCUUCCUGGGUGUCACCUGAGGGGGGGGUGGAGCUCUACCUGCUGACCCUGUCGGCCCAGGGAUCACGCCCUCGGGAGCGCCACCUCCCUCCAAACAUCACCGAGCACCUGUUUGGUGGUCUGGUACCUGGACGCAAGUACCAGCUCAGGGUGAUGACAUCAUCAGGAGGGCAGAGCACAGAGACCAUGACCAGCAGCAGAACAGUACCUGAGCAGGUGUCUGCUCUCUCUGUGUUUUCAUCUGGUGUGGGCGGGGCUCUGAUGGUCAGCUGGUCGCCCCCCAGAGGAGACUGGGAGAACUACAGUGUACUGCUGAAGAACGGCUCAGAGGUCCUGAUGAACCGGACCGUCGGUAAAUUCAGUACUGGGACAAUAUUCUCUGGCCUCGCUCUGCUGCCAGGUCGACUUUACCAGGCUGAGGUCACCACGCACAGCGGCAUUCUGGGUAACACGGCGUCCUGUGAGGGACGACUGGCACCCAGCACCGUCCAGCAGCUGAAGGUCCGCCGUGCUGAAGAGACCGCUCUGAGCGUGCUCUGGAAUCGACCCCGUGGGGAGUGGGACAGUUUCACUGUGGCCCUCAGACAGGCCAACCCCCCUGCCCUGCUGACUCAGCGGGUCUUAACCUGGGAGGCCACGGACUGCACCUUCAACCUCCUCACACCAGGACGCCUGUACACCAUCACAGUGACAACCAUCAGUGGCAACAUGAGCAGCUCCGCCUCCGUGACAGCACGCACAGCUCCGGCUCAGGUGGGCGGGCUCCAGGUGUCUAAUGGCGGCAGCACUGACAGUCUGACGGUGGUUUGGGAUCGAGUAUCUGGAGAGGUGGACUCGUACAGCGUCCAACUGGUCCAUGACAGCAGCGUCAUCAAGAACCAGAGUCUGACACCAGACACCACCAGCAUCCGAUUCACAGGCCUACGACCCGGGGCCCUGUACGGGGUGGUAGUGACUACGAUCAGAGGAGGCCACGCCUCCACACAGAGCAUCACCAAGGGACGGACAGUUCCCGCUGCGGUUGGCGAGGUGACGGUCAGUAAUAAUGGGCGGUCAGACUUCCUGAGCGUGUCGUGGCGACCGUCUGAAGGUGAGGUGGAAACUUACCAGGUAACCCUGAGCGACAGUGAGAAGACGCUGCACACCGUGUCCGUCUCUAAAUCCAGUCCUGAGUGCGUGUUCAAGUCUCUGACACCAGGACGCCUCUACAACAUCUCUAUCAGCGCCCGCAGUGGCUCCGCCCACAACUACACCUACGUCCAGGAGAGAACACAGCCCGCCCAGGUCCAGAGCCCCACAGCGACCCACUCGGCGAGGGAUGACUACCUGAAGGUGUACUGGCGUGCGGCUGCAGGUGACGUGGACUCGUACCAGGUGUUCAUCAAACACAACAAUGUGUUCCUGCAGAACCAGACCCUGCUGAAGACCCAGAACGAGUGCGUGUUCCACGGCCUGGUCCCCGGUAGACUCUACACCGUCCAGGUCACCACGCACAGCGGGACGUACCAGAGCAGCGUCUCCACGCAUGGACGGACCCUCCCAGCGGCGGUCCGGUCCCUGGUUCUGGCCGGACAGGGGACGGAGGAGCUUCAGGUGAGGUGGGAGGCGGCUCCAGGUGACGUGGAUCACUAUGAGGUUCAGCUCCUGUUCAACGACAUGAAGGUGUUUCCUCCCAUCACGCUGGGAAGCGGCGUGGACCGGUGUGUCCUGUCCUCUCUAACGCCGGGACGCCUCUACAAGAUCCUGGUGUCCACGUUCAGCGGUCCCAACCAGAAGGCCCGCUUCAUUGAGGGACGCACAGUUCCCAGCAGAGUGAGGAACAUCCAGGUGAGUAACGGCGGCGACAGCAGCAGCCUACAGGUGAGCUGGACACCUGGCCAUGGCGACGUGGACGGCUACUCCGUCUUCCUGUUCAGACAGAGCCGACGCCUGGACGUCCGCCUCGUCCUCAAACAGCAGAACGAGGUGACGUUUGGAUCUCUGCAGCCCGGACAGACGUACGACGUGAUGGUGCAGACGAUGAGCGGCGAGCUGCAGAACAACAGUACCGCCUCUGGACGCACAGUUCCCUCCGCAGUGACCGGGCUGCAGGUCGACGACCUCGUCUCCACCUGUAGUUUCCAGGUGAGCUGGCAGGCGGCGCUGGGAGUGGCGGACGGUUACGCCGUGCAGCUCCAGGAUGACAGAGGAAGUCUCGUCCAGAACACCUCUCAGCUGUACGGACUCAACAGCUUCAGGUUUGACCGCCUCACUCCAGGGAAGAAGUACAGAGUCCUGGUCCAAACCCUUAGCGGAGUGGUCCAGAGCCAGGGGGUCAGCGCCGAGGCUCGCACACGUCCCGCCGCCGUCUCUGACCUGUCCGUUAAAUCUAACUCCACCUCCAGUCUGAGCUUCAUCUGGGCUCCAGCUGACGGAGAGUUCCAGAUAUACCAGGUCUCUCUGUUUCAGCGGGACGGCUCUCUGCAGGAAACCCGCCGACUUCGCCCUAAUGUCCAGCACGUCUCCUUCCAGGGACUCACGCCUGGAGCCCCCUACAGGCUGGAGGUGGUGACGCACAGCGGGGGAUACAGCAACCACACCACCCUGUGGGCGAGGACAGUCCCAGCGGCCACGGCGUCUCUCCGAGCUCACAGUGGGAACCAGUCUGAUAUUCUCCUGGUGGACUGGGAUCGUGCUCCUGGUGUUCUGAGUGGUUACCAGCUGAUUCUCUCCAAAGUUGACGGCUCCCAGCUUGCCUUGCAGCAGCUGGGGUCAGAGGUCACUGAGUCUGUCUUCUCACGUCUGGUCCCAGGCCGUCUGUACCGAGUGGAGCUGCUGAGCAUGAGCGGUGACCUGAGGAACCAAGCCAGAACACUGGGCCGAACAGCUCCCACCCCUCCCUCCUCCUUUCUGUUUAGGGGCGUCACCAACACGUCCCUGGAGAUCACCUGGACCAGCCCCGUAGACUCAGACUACGAUGACUUUGACCUUCAGUGGACUCCUCAGGACCAGCUGUCUGUCAUCAACCCGUACCAUAGCCGGACGUCAGGUAACCGCAUCCUCAGGGGGAUGUUUCCAGGACGGCUGUACACCUUCAGCCUCUGUACCGUCAGCGGGGCCAUGGAGCCAGACGGCAAAGCCACCUUCAGCACCGCUAUCCACAAGAGCAUCCGAACCAAGCCAGGGCGAGUCCAUGGCCUUCACUGUCGUCCUCAGAGCUCCACCGCCAUCUCCUGCUCCUGGGGCCCCCCAGAGGCUGACUACGACUCCUACUCCAUUGAGUGUCUCCACCAGGACUCCCAGGUCCUGGUCUACUCCAGACGAACUGGACGGGAAUCCUGCGGAUACGUCAUCUCACACCUGGAGCCGCACAAACGCUACACCAUCUCCGUCAAGGUCAUCUCUGAUGGGACAACCAGCGAGGAGGCCAAGGAGAGCGUGGUCACAAUGAUUGACCGUCCUCCGGUGCCCGCCCUCAGUACCCGGGUCAGUGAUCGGACCGCUGUGGUCACCACGUCCUCCAUUGUCUUCACCUUUAACUGCAGCUGGUUCAGUGACGUCAACGGGGCCAUCAGGUUCUUCACCGUGGUGGUGACUGAGUCUGAAGGCGUGGAUGACGAGCAGCCUCAGAAUCUCCACCCCCUGCCCUCCUACCUGCACUAUAAGUCCAACAGCUCCAUCACGUCCUAUCAGACGGCAUUCUUCCCGAGUCGCUGCACCGAGGGUCCCGACAGCGAGUCCGUGGGAUUCCAGAUGAAUCUGGGGACGGGGAUGGACCUACUGGGAGGGUCAUGUGACCACAGAGACCUGGAGAGCGCUGGCGACAUGUUCUGUGAUGGACCGCUGAAACCUAAGACGGCGUACAGGCUCAGCGUCCGAGCAUUCACUCAGCUGUUUGACAAAGAAAAGCUGGGAUCGAGUGGCAGCGCUCCUUUGUUCACCGACACGUUCCUAUCUCUGCCCGUCGUCACUGAGGCCGAGCCGUUGAACGGGGUGAUCGAGGGUGUCAGUGCUGGAAUCUUCCUCAUCGCCAUGGUGGUCGGGGUCACCGCUCUGCUCGUCUGCAGGCAGAAGGCUCGAAAAGUCGUGGACGAGCGAGCAACAGUGAGGAUGAGUGUGAGGAGAGAGAGGACCACAGCUGGAGCUCACAGCGCUGUCAGAGGGAACCGUCGUAUCUCCAGUCCCAUAAAGGUCCAGAACUUUGAGAGUCACCUGAUCAAGCUUCAGGCCGACUCUCACUACCUGCUGUCUCAGGAGUACGAGGAUCUGAAGGAUGUGGGUCGGAGUCAGUCGUUGGAUUCAGCUCUGCUGCCGGAGAACCGAGGAAAGAACCGAUACAACAACAUCCUACCAUAUGACUCUACCAGAGUACAUCCUGUACCACAGUCAGAGAAGUCUAAAACACCUUUACCCAAUCUGUUUUACCUUCCAUCAUCAUCAUCAUCCUCACUCUGA
This is a messenger RNA of Cheilinus undulatus (humphead wrasse), 7859 nucleotides long. Its product is annotated as receptor-type tyrosine-protein phosphatase beta-like. Gene Ontology annotation, molecular function: cadherin binding. NCBI's taxonomy places the organism in Eukaryota, Metazoa, Chordata, Actinopteri, Labriformes, Labridae. The transcript is spliced from 26 exons. The record is from RefSeq and is a predicted model, not a curated record. Bases 27 to 7859 code for a protein of 2610 amino acids. Gene Ontology annotation, biological process: angiogenesis.